AUGACUCGAGCUUCUACUUCCGCUGCCAACUUUGGCCUCCUUCUGGUAGCUUUGGUUCUGAUGCUUCACUCCGUUGUGGGCGAGCUCACCCCUAGACAUGUCCGUCACCAUCUCUUUGCUCGCGACUUCGGCUAUGAUAAAUGUCACACCGAUCUUGUUGCUAAUAAUAUUGAGUACAAGACUCUCUGUGAAGACAAUGAUGACCCCCGGAAGACUUGCUUCAGUCACUGGGCUGGCAAUCUUAAAGGCGCAAAAGCGUGCUUCCGCGAAGACGGUAGCGUCAAAGAGAAGCUCAUGAUCAAGGACGAUACCAUGAAUGAUUUCACAAUGGCGCACCCUACUGAUUCCUUCGAGAUAAUCUAUCCCAACCUCGGUGGAGUUAAACUCAUUUACGACAACUUCGAUAAUAACACCGGAUGCAAGGACAUCGUUCUCCAAAGGCAUCAGUUCUCUCCCUGGAGGAUCUGGGUCUCGGACGAGGAUGGCGAUGGCAAGGACAUUGAUACUCUGAAUUAUAAAAUGACGUUCAAGAGACUCUGCUCCAAGUGGAUCCACAUUCACAUCAGCCGCUCUAUCUUGAACGUUUAA
Ustilago hordei is the source of this 588-nucleotide messenger RNA. RefSeq lists its product as uncharacterized. The coding region runs from base 1 to 588 and encodes 195 amino acids. Lineage: Eukaryota; Fungi; Basidiomycota; Ustilaginomycetes; Ustilaginales; Ustilaginaceae. The transcript is spliced from 2 exons. The record is from RefSeq and is a predicted model, not a curated record.